UGGAGAGAAUAUGAUGUUAAUGCAAUUUCGAGUAGCCUGCGAUCAGCUGAUUCUUUCAGUUAUUUGUUUUUUAACUAACUCGUUCGCAGUAAUCGGUUGUAGACGCGGGGAGAGGGGAAAUGGGUUUCCGAACAACGGGAUCCCCGCCGUUAUUGGACGAUAUGAAUUGUUUGCGUAGUUCAUUUCACGACGGAUGCUUGACGUUCGAGUACUUGUUGCAACGGUGCGAAAAAUUUUUCGUGAGCUUGUUUUUAUAGUGAGUUUUCAUCGCUUUUCGACAUCCUAAUCAACAAUAUUGUGGCAUGUAAUUCUUCCUCGUCGUGCCAAAAAUGACCGCAUUCAGUGCAUUGUCCCUUUUCCGAGAAUAAAUCGAGCUACAUCCAGUCAAGUCACAUCAUGGAUAGCGUGACAGGGAUAAUAUACGCAAUAUGUCGAGGAUUUGUAGACAGUUGGAGGGGUGCUAUUGUACUCUUUUACAUGGAUAAACAAAUCAAUGAGAAAUUAGUCAUAAGCUCUUCUACUAGAGCAGAACUGAAAAAGAGAGACUUGGCUAUACAAAAUACUUUUAGGCAGAAUAAUCAACAACGGAAAUCUAUGGUAAUGAGAAGAACCAUUCAAUGUUGUGCAUUAAAUGGUGGUGUGUUUUGGGCUAGUAUAAUAAUAUUUGAAUAUGGACUUCUACCAUUUGUCAAGUAUUUACUAUCUAUUAUAUUCGGCCAUUCCCCUGGUAUGGCUCUUAUUGUAUGGUCAUGGAUUCAGCCAUUUUUAUCUUUGACAUUUGGCACAAUAUGGGUGCUACCACUGUUUUUGCUCAGCAAGAUAGUUAACAGCUUAUGGUUUCAAGACAUAGCAGAUAGCGCUUAUAGAUACAGACAAGGGAGACCAUUGCUUUUGUCAAGCGUAAGCAGACUGAUAGCUGAUACACUUUUCAGUGUAUUAGUUCAAGUGUUGUUCUUAGGACAAGGAAUGUUGGUGUCCAAAGUUCCGUUACCAUUAUUAGGGGAUAUACUUGCCCUUAUUCAUAUGUGCCUUUUAUAUGCUCUCUAUGCCUUUGAAUAUAAAUGGUUCAACAUGGGUUGGGAGUUGCAUAAACGAUUAACUUUUAUUGAAGGCAACUGGCCGUACUUUUUAGGCUUUGGUAUGCCAUUAGCGGUACUUACUCAACUGCCCAGCUCGUAUGUUACAAGUGGCUGUGUUUUUUCUAUUUUAUUUCCAUUAUUUAUUAUAAGUGGAAACGAAGCAGAACCUGUAACUGGAACAUGUGAUUACCAACUGAAAUUAUUUUCGCCAGUAAUCGCAAUUGCAAACACAUUAUUUAAUAAAACCAUUGGACGAGCCAAUAGGCGGUGACAAUGAAAAAGAAAAACGAGGAAAUGCCUAAUUUAUGCAAUUUGCAUAUUAAGAUGCACAUGCAAUUUAUCAAUUUGUUACAAAAAAUUUCAUGCAAAAAUAAUUAUAAAAAUUAAUAU
Molecule: messenger RNA, 1469 nt
Organism: Camponotus floridanus (Florida carpenter ant)
Lineage: Eukaryota; Metazoa; Arthropoda; Insecta; Hymenoptera; Formicidae
Gene: tank
Product: etoposide-induced protein 2.4 homolog
Exons: 6
Coding region: 397-1350 (317 amino acids)
Biological process (GO): macroautophagy
Cellular component (GO): endoplasmic reticulum
Source: RefSeq, a predicted model, not a curated record